Messenger RNA from Vollenhovia emeryi, 2274 nucleotides. RefSeq lists its product as uncharacterized. The record is from RefSeq and is a predicted model, not a curated record. The transcript has 2 exons. Lineage: Eukaryota; Metazoa; Arthropoda; Insecta; Hymenoptera; Formicidae. Bases 1658 to 2044 code for a protein of 128 amino acids.
GUUAUUUGUCUGUCUUCUUCUACAUAAAUGCUUCAGUCGACAAAUUCAGUAGCUGCUAUGUAACUUGAAAGUAACAAAAUAACAUAACGAAUACGUCAUAACAGUUAUGUUACAGUUGUGUAAUUUUUCUGUCUUCUUCUACAUAACUGCUUCAGUCGACCAUUCAGUUGCUGCUAUAUAACUAGAAAAUAACAUAAAAUACAUAACGAAUAUGUCAUAAUUAACAGUUAUAUUACAAAUUUAUAAUUUUACUGUCUUUAGUCUAAUGUAGUGUGCUUCAUAUUCAUUAGAUGUGCUAAACUCCUUUGAACGUUUGUUUUGAAUUUCUCGUACUAUUUUUGAGAUAUAAUUCGAAAAGUGCGCACGGGCGCAACUUUAUUACAUCAAUUUUUAUAUUCACCAAUUCAUUGAGUGCUGUGGAGUGCAUUUGUGUAGCAUGAGGCUGGAUUCAGACUGGACGCGAUAAGCGAUGAGCGACAAGCGUUUAUGCAAUGAGCGUACAGGUUAUAUGGGAAAGCGUAUAGUUUUCCUAUAAAGACUGUACGCUCAUUGGAUAAUCGCUCGUCGCUCAUCGCUCAUCGCGUUCAGUCUGAAUCCAGCCUGAGUCGUGAAAGGGUAUUUGGCUAUGGUCAAAAGGUUAUAUUUGCAUCAUUACCAUGCCAAUACGUAUUUAUAUAUAUAAAUCAUAACCUUACUUUUUUUAAGAUAUAUGCAAUGUAGCAUUAUUAAAACAGAGAAUAUAAUAGACAUAUAUUAGUUAUAUAUGUGUUACCCUACUGAAAUAUCAAUACACAUAAUUAUUUUCGUAACUGUUAUAAAACUGAUAAUAUAAUCAUAUAUGUAACAUUCAUAAAAUAUAAAGUCAUAUAUUGUAACAUGUAUAUACCAUUACUUUUAAAUGAGGAGGAAAUUUUAAUAUAACGACAACGUAAAAAUUACCUUCACGUUAUAUAAAACGUGAUUUUGAAAUUCAUAGAUGUUACAUAUUAGUUAUAUAACUGUGUCGACUGGGUAAUAGGAUACGUAUACGCAUUUGCAGUAAGCAACGGAUAGAACGGACGUCACUGUUACGAACAAAUGCAGAUAGAUAUAUCCUGUGUCUGGUUCUGCAGUUAGAUGCGGAUAGACAUUCAAAACCGACUGCGUAUAGGAACGGAUAGGAUUCGUAAUUAUGUCUGCACAUAGAUUCGGAUAAGUUCCAUUCCAUUAGGAAUCAGUUAGAUGCAGUUAGCCUUUCCCUACCGUUUUUGCGUACAUAAUCUUAUAGGUUCUGCAACAUUUUUCAUCUGCCUCUAUCCGUAAUUGCAGGGCCAAAAACGCAUAGUAGAUCAGUCAGAAACGGAUAGAAUCCACGUUCUAUUCGUUUCUAACGGAAUUUUUACCAGGGCAGGUUUCUCAUCCCGCGUCCCGCGGGCGACGAAGGAUGAAUAAAAAGCGCGAGCGAUCGGGCGUUGGUCGCAUCGCGUAUCGCGUCUAACGUAGAGGUCUGUUAUGAGCGGGUGUAAUAAGAGAGAAAGUACCGACGAAGAGGAGGAUUUAUAUUGCUACGAGACGGUAUCCUCGAGAACGUCGAUAUAUGAUAGUGAUGUGGAGGAUGAUGAAAAGCUGUUUGAAAAAAAUAUGCCGUAUUUGAUUGUGUGGUGAAGGAAGAUGCGCAAUGGAAUGUGGCGAGUUAUCAUACGAGGAGGGAAAUCGGCGCCAAUUGUUCGCGCGAAAAGCUAUGGAUAGAGACAACGAUGUGGUUCAAACUAAGCGAGGAACGUGGAUUAUGGCUGAAAAAACCGAAGCGAGCGAGCUGAUCGAGAACGCGGCGAAUGUCGUCGACGAGGACGAUUAUCACGCGUGGGAUCGUCGAUGCGAGGAGUGUUUGGAAUCGUUGAGGCAAGAGUGUCGAAGGUGUCCGAAUACUACCGGAACGGUCAAUUUCCUUGUCGCUUUGAUCGUGCGUUUAGAGGGAACGAGGACCGAACUGCGAGGUCGCGUAGUUCGCGCGGGUGCCGGUCACGAUGAAUUCAGAUGGGUGGAGAUCGAGACUACUUUUUAGAGACGGGUAUUCACUGGUGCGGUAAUCAAUUGCCGUUACAUCGAGCCUAGAGAAUUUCUCGAGGACGUCGGAGACACGGUGAUGGAGAAGGUACGCGAGAAUUUGGACAGACACACCUGUGUGAAAGUCAACACGAUUUUCAAUGGGAAAUUGCGUUCGAAAAGACCGCUGUAAAGAGCAUCGUCACGAAAAAUCGACAGCUGUUUCUCACCACAGAUCUGUCCGAAUGG